GAUUAACUCGAUCAGUUUCUGAAUAACAAUGAACAUGAUUCGGGUAGAGAUAUAGAGGAAAGAACUGGCUUUAACGAGUGUACAUCUAAAUUUCUAGUGAUAGAGCUUCCAUUUUGAUCUUUGCAUGGGUUACAGCGUUGUCACAAUUUGUGAUGAAAUUAUGGCGCAGUUAAAUUUGAUAUACCGUCAUAAAAAGAGGUUGAAACAGUGAUUAUGCGUUAUAGUAACUAACAACGCUGUUUGUUGUUACAGCUGAUUUAUUUCAUUUGGUGUCACAGACCCAAUACCUCCUGUUUGGUGUUGAUUAUCUUUUGAGGCAACGUGCUCGUGUUUUUAGAGACUUUGAGAUGAUGUGUUUCAUCUAUGUUUGGUAAUAGAUUAAGAAUUAUCAGUUUAUAAGUGACACAGCACGAUGUAGUUUUCAUUUUCCGUUUUGUCAGUGGUAACGAUGUCUUGUGCAGUGAAAACGUGUAAAAACAUUAAAAGGUUUAAACCUGAAGGUAUUUCCUUUCACCAUUUUCCCAGAAAUGUCGAAAGAUUAAAGCAUUGGUUGCAUAUUCUUAAUAUAAGUCCAACUGAACCCAUUGAUAUACAGCAGUGGCGUAACAAAUUUGUUUGUUCAGUUCAUUUUAGAAGUUGUGAUUAUAUACAAACAACUUACAAUAAAAAAGUAUUGAAAGAAGAUGCGUUUCCGUCCCAGUAUAUACUUGGUAAACCUUACGCUGUUAAAUCGACAAAUAAGGAAAUUGCUGAUAAUGCCUGCAUAAGUUCCUCAUUUAUAACCCAUGCUUCUCAAAGUAGCCAAACAAUGGAUACCCAGAGCCCAAAAGCUGGUACUGUACAACGGAAUAGGGAACUUAUUCAAUCUAUUGACAGCUUUAGCAUUUCACCUAGAACUAUAAAAACAAAAACCGAUCAAGUUAGACAGCAGCAAAUGGCAUACCAAAAGCAACUUAAUGCUGCUAGACAAUGCAUAAAUGUCUUAAAAACGCAAGAAAAACAAAUCAAGAAAAUGGUUUUGCUUGGUAGACUCUCCACUGAUUUUAGUUCAGAUGUAAAAGAUGAAAUUGAAAUAGAUGAACAUGAAUUAAAUGAACAGCUGUAUGAAAUCGACAUUUGUGAUGUGAAAGAAGAAGUUGAAAUUGUUGAGCAUAAAUUGAAAGCAGAGCCGCAUGAAUUCAAAGAAAUAGAUGAUGUUAUAUCUCUUCCAGAUGGAUUUGUUACAGGUGGCCAAAUGUGUUAUUGUUCUAACUCUUGUGGACCUCUCGUACAUUAUUAGACAGCUUAAAUAUAAUACUAAUACAGAAAAAAAGCGGAUGAGUUUAUCAGUAACCGAAAUCGUAUGCGAAUGUGCCAGGCAGCCAUUUUAUAACCGUUUCCCUAAAGCAAAAAGGAACUAAAGAAAGAGAUGUGCAUAUCGAAAUUGUCCUACCUGAAUGGAUGAAUAUACCAGUCUCUUUGUUUUUCAAAAUGACCCAGAAAGGCAAGAAUAUUGAAAAAUAUUUGGCUUGAUUGUAGAUUACUAUCGGUAAAUUUGGAAUAUGUGAUUUAUUUUGAUAAUUUUUAAUGUAGUUAUUUUAGUAAUAAAAAACUCGAAAAUAUAAAAUUACUGUAUUUUUUUUAUAUUUAUUGUCGCAUCAACUUCAAAGGUUAUUAGCGACAUGUCAGCUGUUUACAAUUUAUGAUACAGUUGAGUGUCUUAGAUAUUUGAUUAAGCCUGUAGUAUUACAAUUAUUGUUCAGCAGAGCGACCAUGUUGUUUGGGAAGUUGUUAGUCUUUCGUUUUUAUACUCUUAUACUUAUACAGUUCAACAAUAAGCGUUUCACGUUUAGAUUCUCGUUACAAGUGUCACUCUGGUGUGCCCCAACCUUAAACGAUCGAUUUUUAUUUGCUCCGUACGAUUUUUAAAACUGGUUUUCGACUGCGAUCUGUUCCACUCACUUUGCCACUGACACUGCACUUUUGUUUAUUGUCCCUUUGCAGUCGUUUGCUAUCGCUUCGCGUACAAUUGUUGCGUCGUUGUUAUCUGCUGCUUCGUUGGCACAUUUGUCUGCUUUUUCGUUUCCUGGGUGUGUGAUGGGAGCCAGAUAAUUGAUACGUUUUCUUGGUUGGGGGAUAAGGUGUAGUGGGGUUUUAAUGAGGAUACCUAUUGGGUGUUUGAGAAAGAGUUGUUGAAUGGUUUGUAUCGA
Molecule: messenger RNA, 2189 nt
Organism: Diorhabda carinulata
Lineage: Eukaryota; Metazoa; Arthropoda; Insecta; Coleoptera; Chrysomelidae
Exons: 6
Coding region: 449-1279 (276 amino acids)
Molecular function (GO): sequence-specific DNA binding
Source: RefSeq, a predicted model, not a curated record